CCGUCCAGUUUUCUCCCAACAGUCGCAUCCUGCCAGCUCGAGCGCUACCGUUAGCUAGCUAAUAAGGGAGCAGCGAGUCAUUCUCACGGAGGAAAUCCUGUUUUGAUACCUCAGCGUUGUGACACUUUGCUGAAUAAUUCGUUUGGGAAAAUGAAUUUGCGAUUUUCCGGUGCCAACACGCCGCCUGGACGAUAUUAUCUCCUCUGUAAAGUCCGCUUUUUCACUCCGAUAGCUGAGCGGGUAGCUGAGCGGGUUUAGCAAGUCAGAUCGUUUUGACAAGACGAGUGGCUCAUCUGUCCGCUGCUGCCGCUGCCGCCGCUGCUGCUCCGUGACGUUGGGGAGAGAUUUGGACAAAGCCAUUCAGAUGUUGGACGGUAAAAAUAACCUCGGAACUCUUACGUUUUUACACCGGGUUGUGAAAUUGAAUUACGGAGCUGAUCAUCUGUCGAGAAAGUGUCAGGGAUAAGGGGAGGAGUGAGGUCUAUUUUUGGAGGACGAGAGUUUGGAGCUCGCUCCGGAGGAAGGAGUCGGGUAGGGGGGUGUGCGGGGGAGGAAGACCCGCAGAGAAGAAGGGACGUAGCGGGAGAAGAGCCUGAUGCCAGUGAUGGCAAACGAGCCGAUCAUCCUGAACGUCUACGAUAUGUACUGGAUCAAUGAGUUUACCAGCACUCUGGGCAUUGGAGUCUUUCACUCAGGGAUUGAGAUCUAUGGAAGAGAGUUUGCCUAUGGCGGACACCCGUACCCAUUCUCAGGGAUCUUUGAGAUUACACCAGGUGAUGCAACCGAACUCGGCGAGACCUUUAAGUUCAAAGAAGCCAUAGUCCUGGGCAGCACAGACUUCACAGAGGAGGAUGUGGAGCGGAUCGUGGAGGAGAUGGGGAAGGAGUACAAAGGAAACGCCUACCACCUCAUGCACAAGAACUGCAACCACUUCUCCUCAGCACUGUCAGAGAUCCUGUGUGGCAGGGAGAUCCCUCGCUGGGUCAACCGCUUGGCCUACUUCAGCUCCUGCGUGCCAUUCCUCCAGAGCUGUCUGCCCAAAGAGUGGCUGACCCCGGCGGCCUUACAGUCCAGCGUCAGCCAGGAGCUCCACGGAGCAGGAGAGCUGGAGGAGGCCGAGGACGCUGCUGCCACAGCCUCCCUGGCAUCCAUGUCGCCCUCCUCCUCCUCCAGCCCUUCCUCCUUGCCUCGUCAUUCACGCCACCACCAGCCCCGCCGGUAGGAGCUGCAAGGUCUGCUGGGAGACUCGGAGGCUCGACUUGUGGUUACAGAGACUGUCAGAUAACCGGAUACCUGCAGCGGCUGAUGAGUCCAGCGACGACCAGAAGUCCUAUUAGACUGUUCCGGAGCAAGGCUCUGAACUGCUCCCUGCUCCGUGGUAAGAACGGCAGCCAAAUCUCUGCAAUGAUCCAGAGCAGUGGGAGGAACUCUUGGUGCUGACGAAGGCAGGAUCAUCUCUCUGGACACGGCUGAUGGAUUCCAACAUCCCGUACUAAAUCCAGACUGAUCCCCUCAAGUCUCUUUCAUUAUUUUACCAGCCAACUUGCAGCGCAGAAUGGAAACAGCACAGGUCAAAAUGUUUCAAAAUUUACCAGCCACAUCCAGAUUUCACCAGCAGUUAGUUGGUAGAUGGUGCUAAUCUCCACCUUGUCACAGUGGAAACCAUUGAGCGUGAGUUUGAGUCAGUUUAUAAGGACAACAAAAACACAAACGCAUCACCAGACCUUUAUUUUUCCACUGUAGUGUGAAUACAUCUUUUCAUAUUAACGUUCAUAUAAUCUGAGCUUCGACUGUAUUGGUCUCAACCAAAGACUGUAUGUGAAGAAGGAUGGCGUGACAGCUACAGUUUAGGUCAUAAACCCCGCCCCUUCCAUGUUAGUUGAUGAGAUAUGGGUAUAAAUAAGUUUUUCAAGAUGGCUUCUGUCAUUACAGGAAUAGUUCUUAUAACUCCUGUUCAUUUUUCUGAUUAGUUGGGUUUUUAUUAGUAAUUCGAUGCAAGGAAAAAGGGGUGUGACGUCACAGUUGACAGCUGUAUGUGUUAAUCGAUGUGCUUGCAGUCAGAUUUGUGAACUUGAAAUCGUGGCUUCACUUCCUGUUGCUACUGUGCAGAAUUUGGCUCCAAAGGCACAAGAUGGCAGCGCUCUUGUCAGGUAUUUUUAAUAGAUGUAUAAAGGGAACUGGAUACAGCAAUGGAGGCGGGGACUUGUUUAUGCCCAUGAAAGUUGCUCAGUGGCGCAUGAAGCCAAUAUAGUUCUACUUCCUGGGUGUAAAAUUACCUGCAUCUUCUGUAUCGUUGGGCCCAUCAAGUGGCUAAAUUACAUGCUAGCCCUCCGCUAAUUUGGACGCAGAUAAAAUGAUUCAAUCACGUGACUUUCAAAAUGUUAAUCGGACUGAAUGGAUCAAAUCCCGCUAGUUAAACGAGUCAUUUUGUGGGGGCUGUGACAAUCAAAAAAAUGUGUCCAUUGAUUUACAGACGUCUCUUUCCCAAUGUAAGUCUAUGGGGCCCCAAUGGCAUCUUUGUUGUUGCAUAGUUUGGUCACAUUUUCAGAUUGGCUUCAGAGUCCAGUGCAGAUCUGAGGGCCAGGGGCCAGUUGCACAAAACAUCCUUAGUUAAGAUUUUCCUUUAAGUCCUAGUUAAGGUUUCCUCAAAAUAAAAUCAGUUGCACAAAACACCCGUAAGGUUUCCUUAAAGUAUUCACUUCAGUAUUUUUUCCUUUUCUUGGACUUAUACUUAAGGAAUUGGUAGACCUUUGCAUAAAAGACCUUAGCAACCAAAUCAAGGUUUAAAAAAAGUCAGUGAGCUCUGACUCUGUUUUAACUGACCGAGUUUAUGUUGAUGAAGGAAAAAAACACACACACCCUGAUAAGAGUGUUGUAAGUGGCCAGGAGAACCCAGUGGAUACGCUUUUGAUUUCACACUUUAAAUUUGACUGAAUUGAUUUUCGUUGUAUCUUCCUAUAGGUGUUUUCUGUUUUCUAGUGUUUGGGGUCAAAUUUACUUGGUAGUUUGUGCUUUCGAUGAUUGUAUACCUCCAGAAGUUUAAUCUUUUCCUCCUCUGACCAACAUGGUUUUCUUGUCUUCUUUUUGUCUGCCAUUAUUUCACUAACUAUAAGCCAACUUUGUGAGAUGAUAACAGGCAUCACAAGCACAAGAGACCAAGCAAACAAUCUCCAUCAAAACUUUUUCUGCUGUAAAAGGAUUUAAUGUUUUUCCUUAACUAAGGAGACCUUUUAAGGGAUUCUGUGCAGCUGUGGAAGUCCCUCAGCUAAGGAGAAAAUGUGUCAAUCCUAAGAAGAAAACUUAAGGUGUUUUGUGCAACCGGUCUUAUGAUACUCCAUUUUAGUACAGUGGGAGGAAGUGGCGACACUUUGUGCAUCUUCAUAUACAGUCUGUGUUCUCAACACUGCAGUCUGACGCCAUGUGAGGAGAAACAGAUGCAAAUUCAAACAGUUCUACACUGGAACAUUUAGUUAUUAUAGUUUUAAAUUACCGCUAACCAAGCGCUGGUGUAAUUUGACCUGUGGCUGGUAAAUGUUUUCACACUGCAGCCGUCUGUCGUUAACACAUCCCGAAAUAUUUGGCUGGUGAAAUUGUGAAAGCAGCAGGUGGAGCUGGGAAUCGAUACACUUUGCCUCAACGUGCUGUGUGUGCGUCAGGACCUCAGCCUUUUGUAAUGUUUCUCUCACAGCAGAACUACAAUCAGUGUCACUUUCCUCAAACACCACAUCGACACAGACACGCUGAUCCAGAACCAGUGUGGGUGAAACCCCCAAACACACCUCCGAUGGGUUCAGUUCGAGGUAACUUCUGCUCCCCUAGUUUCUCUCUUUGUUCCUUUUUGAUGUCAAAUCUGUAUCAGCAGUUGUCAGGUACCUGUAGCAGCUCCCAAAAUCCUACCUGCCCCUCACGGGAUAACCACAUGUGAUUAGAGAAAACUGAACCCAUAAAUUAUAUCAGCCUUUAAUGUAACGAUUAUAAAAAGCAACAGUAAUAUAAUGUUUUUUCUCGUAAAAUAAUUUUAGACUGAGGUUCGGGCAGUGACGUAGAGAUUUUUGUUACUAGAAAUUCCUGGAGAGUGAAUUAUUUCUCAGUAGCAACUGCCAAGGUGCCUUUAAGCAAGGUACUUAACCCACAAGUGUUGCAGUGGCCAACAGCAGAGGACUGUGGUCGUGCUGGACUGCUCCCAGUGUGUUCACCUCUGUGAGCAAAAUGUCUUUACCAGAGGUAAUUCAAGGUUCAAGUUUACAUUACAGACAUGAUGUCAGCCCACAGCGGUUUGUAAUCUGCGUAAAUGUCUGAAGACGACAGGCGGGUGGCACGGAGGAAGGGAGUUUGAGGAAGAGUGUGUCUUAAACAGGAAGUGAAACCCUCUCCAACUGACCUGCCAUCAGCCUCCUGACAGUCACUGUCCUCACAUCUGUGUCCAGUUCGGGACGAUGCACAUUUCCUUGGUUUUAUUUCAAGUGUUUAUACUUUCAUUUGAUGUGUGAAUAACUCACUGAAAUCAUCACGUACUAUAAGAAGAAGAUGCUGCUUUUCCCAAAUGAUGAGCACCUCAUUUCUUUAUAUGCUGUCAACAACAACAACAACAACACGAAUGCUGCAUCAUGUGUAUUGUCCUAAACAAGAGCAAUGGAUGUGUUGAAACAUACUCAGUCGAUUUUAACUGAAUUGCUGGAAGUCCGAGGACUCCAAGCUGGAAAACUGUCAAAUGUUGUCCGGAAAAUCUUUGUUUUUAAUAUAUUUCUAUGAUAUAUGGACUCUGGCCUUUUUGUCUGUUUUGUUUAUGUUGGAUAAACUCAGGACUCCAAAAGGCUUUGUAAUAUAACCCUUUUAACUUUUUAUCCCACGUUUUAUGUUUGCGUUUGUUGUUGCUUUUUUCUAAUGCAGUAGUCACUCCAGAGAGCUUUUCAAGUACGCACUGUGGCAGUGCAGUUUUAUACUCUUCUCUUUGAUAACAACAACAACAAAAAAGAGCUUUUGUUUACAACCUGUUUGGAUGUGAGCCUGGGCUGCUCUUUUGUUUUCCUGUCUGUGCAUGAAUGUGUGUGAGUGCGCGCGCGCGUGUGUGUGUGAACACUUAUAUUAUUAAUGGUUAUCAACAAGCUGCCAACUGGGCCAAAUUUCCCGACAUGAAACACACACACACACACACACACACACGGCAUAAUAGAACAAAUGUAGCAGCGUCUCCAAGGUUUUUCUUUUUCAAAAUGUUGCCUCAUCUGCAAGAGAUACGAUUUCUAUGAACAACUUUUUGUCCUUUAAUUUCGGAUGUUUUCAGUAACAUUUCAGUUGCUGGUAAAAAAAAAAUAUAUAUAUAUUUUCAGGACUUUUUUUUUUUAGCACAAAACAGAAGCAGUGUUAAAGCAAAGACACACACACACACACACACACACGGUGACAUUUCUCAUGACACCAGCAUAUUUGUGAUUUGGAGUGAUUCAGCUUGGUGUAUUAUGAAUUCAUUUAAAUGUUGAAGUUGAUUUUUAAUGCACUGACACACACACACACACACUUACCGCUCUUGUCGGCGCCCUCUGCUGGCUGUUAUCUGUACUGUUACCUGUCUGUGCUUCUCCAACACAGACACUGAGGUUUCCCUUAACGUUCAUAACUUUCAAGGUUAUUUCUGUCUAUUGACAAACAAUAUGUAUUCAAACACUAGUCAUCCACCAGGGGAAAAAAAUAAUUGCUUUAUGUUGGUAUCUUGACAUUCAAAGUUCCACAUAGCACCACUACUGAGGCCAAAGAUAACUUCACUCUUUUUUUAAACAGCCAUUGAAUUUUCAUCACGUGUGUCCUGCUUUCAUAAUGAAUGUCUCUCCUUUUUUUUUUUUAAUUAAACCUUCAUUUGUUAAGUAAUUGUGGUUGUUCUAUCAUUAUAAUAGUGAGUUUCCUGUCAGAUGAUUAUUUUAUGGGACAUUUGCACCACUUUGUGUGAGCUGUGAAAGUAGAUUGGGAAACCUUAGUCAUUCAUACCCCUCUUCAAAGAACUGACUUCAGCUGUUUUACAGUGAACUCUCACAAAGCCUUCAGAGGAGUGGACCCGAUUUGUACCCUGUUGUAAAGUUAUUAAAGAAAAGCAUACAA
Messenger RNA from Epinephelus fuscoguttatus (brown-marbled grouper), 6093 nucleotides. RefSeq names its product desumoylating isopeptidase 2 (gene desi2). Bases 596 to 1222 code for a protein of 208 amino acids. Gene Ontology annotation, molecular function: deubiquitinase activity. The record is from RefSeq and is a predicted model, not a curated record. Gene Ontology annotation, biological process: protein deubiquitination. NCBI's taxonomy places the organism in Eukaryota, Metazoa, Chordata, Actinopteri, Perciformes, Serranidae. The transcript has 5 exons.